UGCGUUCUAUAUCGUCGAAAGUGAACAUGAAUAUUGGAAAUACAAUGUCGAUAAUUUUAAAUUGAUACCUUUGAUUAGUUUCCGAGAGAGUGACUUGAAUGAUGUUAUCUUAUCAAUACUUGUUUCGGUUGUGUAUGUAGCAAAAAUGCCACUUUUACCGUAUAGUGUUUGAGUCAAAGUUUUGUAUAAAUAGAUUUUGUUUGUUAUGUGUUCACUCAAAAAUGAUUACAGCAAAGGGAUUAGGAUAUCAAUAUGGACAGUUGUUCAAACAAUCUUUCACGUGAUUUGGACGGCGAUAGGAUACAAUUUCUACUGGUGCAAAAUUAAACCAACAAAUUAUUUGGUGUUUUUGGUACACCUCACUUAUUUCUAUGAUCAUAGUUGUGGCGAUAUAAUAAUUGAAAAUGAUUAUGAUACGUUCUUUACGAAUAACACGACGAGAAAAUUGUUACCUCUUGGCUCCAAUGUAACCGAUGAAGAAGACAAUUUACAGGACAUCGUUUAUACUAUAUUUGAAAAAGGUGUUUUUCCCAAGGAAUCGGUGGCAGCUAGAAGAACUCAAAUAUACAUCAUGAUAUAUAUCGUUUCAGAUGGAAUUUGGGUUAUAACUGCAUUUUUACUUCUAGCCGGAAUAUACUUCGAAACGAAAAGAUGUUUAUCUCUGCUGUUUUAUAUUCCAUGGUUGGCGUUAACUACUUUUAUCAGUUUUCUGGAUGUUAUAGCUGCAGUCAAUUUCGGUUUGGAUUUGCUUCAAAUUCAAAAUUACACAACGUGGUUGAAAUUCGUGGGUGUCCGGAACUACAAUGAUUUUACGAAAUUUAAUGACUACUACAGUUCAAAGUAUAUCCCUCAAGCACCAAGUAUAGUGAUGAUAUUACUAUUCUCAAGAAUAUUUUUCCUCUGGAUGUUGAAUAUCGCCAAUUUUUUUCAUAUAAUGAAUAUCGCAGCUUUGGCCUAUCAAGAUGUUCCGAGGAACGUUCAAGGAUCGAGAGCGAAAUACCAUUCUGACUUGGAUACUUCUGAGUCCAGGAUUCGCAAUUGGAUGAAUUUUUACGGAGACAUAGAAAAUCCUACUACUGUAUUGUCCGAAAAUGCCGUCGAAUCUUUCGAAAUGAAGCCCAAUACAAGAAAUAGGAUAAAUUCAACACCCGGACCUGUAGCUGGAAGUAGUCACUCUUUUGGAAGUACCAACUCUAACAUCGGACGAGUUUCCUCAUUCAUAAACAGUCCCUCAGUUGCCAUUGAUGUAAGCUCAAAGUACAGGAGGUACUCAGACGUCGCUGACUGUAUACCCAGCAGGAAUUCGAGAAAAGACAGCAUCGAUUCUUUGAGGGGUCAGAAGCCGUGGACUUAUCUACCAUCUGAGAAAGAAGGAGGAACCUGUGAAUCAAAAGUGGGAUCUGGUAUAAUAAGGAACAGACAAGAAUUAUUAAGAAGUAAUUCAAAAAGUACGGCAUUUUGAUUAUACAAUAACGACCGAAUAUCAUGGAAUACAUAAUUUACUGUUUUUUACGUUUUAUAAUAAAAUUUUAUGAAUUCA
Molecule: messenger RNA, 1540 nt
Organism: Leptinotarsa decemlineata (Colorado potato beetle)
Lineage: Eukaryota; Metazoa; Arthropoda; Insecta; Coleoptera; Chrysomelidae
Source: RefSeq, a predicted model, not a curated record